AUGCUGGAGAAUAUGUCCAGACGUAACCGCUCCCUGCUGUCCCUGUCCCUCACCUCUCUGGCCCUCACCCUGUCCGUCUCGGCCUUCUGCACCUCCUACUGGUGCGAGGGGACGCACAAGGUGGUGAAGCCGCUCUGCCUGUCGCCGGUCAAGAUGAAGAACUGCGGGCAGAACAACAGCCAACCGUACACCACAGAGGCCCCCACCCCAGACCCCAAGAAUCCGGCCUCCAAUGUGACACUGUCUCCACAGCAAAAAGAGGAGCUGGCCAGGAUCAAGAGGAAGCAGCUGGCCAACGCUGUCCACUACAUCUGGGAGACGGGCGAGGACAAGUACAUGCUGCGUUACUUCCACACCGGCUUCUGGCUUUCCUGUGAGAAGCACAACGAAGGAGAAGAUCAGGAAGAAAAAUGUCGCAGCUUCAUUGAGCUGACGCCAGGAGAAACUCAAGGCGUCCUCUGGCUCUCCGUCAUCAGUGAGUUCAUGUACAUCGGUCUUCUGGCCAUGGGCUUCCUGCUGAUGUGCGUGGAAGUGAUUUGCCUAUGUGCCAAGAGGGAGAUGAACGCCCUCAAGAUCAACGCCUUUGCCGCCAUGUGCACCGUCCUCUCAGGUAUGAUGGGGAUGGUAGCACACAUGAUGUACACCACAGUGUUUCAGAUGACUGUCAGCAUCGGACCCAAAGACUGGAGGCCACAGACCUGGGACUACGGAUGGUCCUUUGCCAUGGCGUGGCUGUCAUUCAGUUGCUGCAUGGCGGCCGCUGUGGCCACAUUGAACUCCUACACAAAGACCAUCAUUGAGAUGAAGCACCGGGCUCGGGUGAGGCUGGAGGAGGCCCGAGCUGUCGCCCGCGCCCCCUCCUAUGAGGAGGUCGUUCGAGCUGGUGGUGGAGGGGUUUACUCCGUCAGCCAGCUGAUUCAGCUUGGCCAGCAGGGGGCGCUCAUGGACCCACUGUGGCCCAGAGGAGUGGGACCAGCUGUUGGACCUCUGGCAUUAGGAGUAGUUGGGGUGGGUGUGGGAAGGCUGGUGGACCCUCAUGGUGUGGUGGUGGUGGAGGGAUGCGGCGCUGAAGGAUGUGAAGACUGUGAACGGGAGAUGGACGAGAUAGAUUAUGCUCUGCAGGAGGAGAGAGAGGACUCACUCUGCUAA
Seriola dumerili (greater amberjack) is the source of this 1149-nucleotide messenger RNA. Its product is annotated as germ cell-specific gene 1-like protein. The transcript is spliced from 7 exons. The record is from RefSeq and is a predicted model, not a curated record. Gene Ontology annotation, cellular component: plasma membrane. Lineage: Eukaryota; Metazoa; Chordata; Actinopteri; Carangiformes; Carangidae. The coding region runs from base 1 to 1149 and encodes 382 amino acids.